AACAAGGACGUUCGGGUGCGACAGGACCAGAGGGAUGGGAUGGAGUUUGGGGACGUGAAGUUGUAAGUGAACAUGCGGCCAGAACCUCUGUGUGAAGGAUGGCCUCGGUGAAGUACUCCAUGUUCUUUGAGAAUGUCCAUGCAGUCCGGACGCAGGUGGUUGUUGAAGUUGUGAAGAUCUGACGUGGAGUACAGCGGCGGCAUGGUCCGGUUGGGGAGCGCUAGCAAUAAGCUAGCAUUAGCAAUAAGCUAGCAUUAGCUGGUGACCAAGAGCCGGCUGUCCGUGAGAGGAGAAGCGAUGUGCGACCCAGGAGUAUCAACGGGAUGAUCCACAGCAUAACAGCGGCAAGACGCCAACAGUCCGGUGAGGAAGGAGUGGUGGCCUGGAGGCUACCAGCCUGUUAGCCGGACGAUCCUGCCCGGAAAAUGGAGGUCUGGUGCGCGGCUGUGGCUAGCGGAGAAGACCAACCCGAGCCUGCUAACCGCGCCGGGACGGAAAGAUCCCGGCAGGGUAAACAGGUGUGCUCGUGCAGGCCGCUCGUGCUGGCAAGCGAUGUAGCAGGCAGGGAAGACCGACAGCUCCAGUAGCAGGACGACGAUGUAGCGCUGUGGACCAGACCCGGGAGUCCUGGGGCUAGCACGGAGGUUAUGUAGAUGACGCCCCCAUGUGGCCGUUUAUUCAUAGCUUACUCAGAUCUUUUACUCCAGUAAAAAUAUGGGAAAAAUACUCCAAUUCAAAAAGUACAAGUUCUGCAUUCAAUAUCCUAUUUAAGUAUUAUCUGCAAAAUAUACCUAUAGAAUCAAAAGUAGUACAAGUACUUGUGUCAAAUGUCCCCUGUGACUGAUAUUUUGUAAUAUAUGACAUUAUUAGAUGGUAACAAUGUGUACGUAGUAUUUUAUUAUAGGUAUAGCUGGUCAAGAUGGAGCUAGUUUUAACUACUCAUACUGUUACACUGUUGGGAUCUGGCAGGAGAGUGUUUGGUUAUCAGCAAGUAUGAAAACUAAAUUAUUGACAUUAAUAAAUGUGCUGCCGGCACAUAAGCUUUUAAAAUCUUCUUUCCCAGACCAGGUGCACCCAGUUGGGCAAUGCAGCACACCUGCACACCUUCUUCAGUGCCAUGAACACCAUUGAAAACACAUGAAUGAGCAACACCGUUGCACUGGGUGACAUGUGCCUGCAUUACAAUGAACACGGACGCUGUAGUUUACUGUAACCAUAAAUUGUCACUUAAGCACCAAAUGUGUAUUAAUACGCAACAGAAGUCCCGAACAAAUGCACCAACAGGCAAUGCAGUUUGCCUGAAGGAAAGCAGUUAUAAAUAAAUAAUGAACACAUUUUUAUUUGGAUUUAAAUGUAGCUGUAUCUUUAAUGGGAAGGCCUUACCUGUAAUUAUUAAUUAGUUCCUAGGAACUAUAAGGUGAACCGCAGACCUGUAAAAUGAUGUGUACAUAAAAUAAUAUCUUGAAAGAGGAUAACGAGUACUUUACUUAUGACAGUAUGGGUAUAGUUUGCUGAUGAUACUUUAUUAACACUUUGAAUGAAGUAUUCUUUAAUUGUAAUUGAAUAUUUUUGCUUUGUGGUAUUUCCUGAAGUAAAGGCUCGAAAUAUGGCCUCUUACUUUUUAGUCUGUUUUUUAUUAUUGCCAACAAAUCACAGUUUAUUAUUAUUAUGUUAUAUGCUGUGGUAUCCCGUAUUUGUGGAUUUGCACUGGAUGGUGUUCAGGAAGAGAAACAACAACAACACCUGAGGACUACAAGUUUUCCCAUCACAGCAAGUGUGGUCCAGGGCAGAACACCAUCUGUUACAGCACUAAUCAGGAUGUUGCUGUGUGUGCAACAUGUGAAACAAUGAACGCCACAGCUAGAGCACAGCCGUGCUUUUCUGAUCCCGUCAUCACCCUUUAAAAGGACUCUGUUAACGUGCAUAUGAGCAGGUAAGUAAUCUUCCAGAUGUGAGGCUAUCCUUGAACACGAUUUACACUCAGGUCCAGCAGAGGGCUCUAGAGUUCCUGCUUCUGCUCCUGAGCUCUGAGGAGAGGGAGUAAACAGAAAAGGCUCUGAGCUUAUGUUCCCCUUUCCUCUCACUCUGUGAGGAUGGAGCUGGAAAUCUAGACGGGGCAGCUGGAGCCCGCAGAGUUCCUACUGAGCCCCGCAUCAAAACUCCCCGACUCUCUCCGUCCCAGCAGAGCGCACCGUCCCGUCAGCACACAGCAUGAAGCUCUGGGUUGUGUUUUGCCUGGCGCUGCUCUGGGUUGAGCUCCAAAACGGUGCCUGCCAGCAGGUCAAGCGGAGAAAAGAUGUAGGAGAGAACCGCAUCCGUCCUGGGGGGAAGCGGGUGAAGGCGCGACCUACCAAACCAAAAGAUGGAGGAGGGAAAGGCCAGUCCCUGCUGACCCAGGUCUUAGAUAAGGGGCGCUUCCUGCGCCUGGGCCCGAGCACCACCCUGACGCCCGGGAGGGACAUGGAGCUGCGCUGCAAAGGCAAUUCUAUCGGAUGGUCGUACCCGACCUACCUGGACAUUUUCAACGACUCACGCCUCAGCAUCAUUCCGAGCGACAAGUACAGCCAACUGAUCCUGACGUCGCCCUCUGCUGCCGACACGGGGCCCUACAGCUGCUGGGUGAUCGUGUGUGACGGCACCGAGUGUGAGAGGGACCACGAUCGCACCUACGUCUCAUACAUCUACUUCACAGACAAAGACAACCUCUUCGUCCCCUCUGCCAUCCACUUCGAGAUCGUGUACCUGCGCCCAGACAGGCCCGCCGUAGUGCCCUGCCGCGUGACCGACCCGCAGGCCAAGGUGUCCCUUCACAGAGAAGUCCCUCCGGAGGAGAUCCCAGCCAACGGGACGCAGGUGACCUACGACCCCACCAAGGGGUUUGUCUUGCAGAGCCCCAGCCUGGAGCACCAGGGGGUCUUCUACUGCAAGGCCGUGACCAAGGGCACCCCUCAGAUCUCCACCAAGUACCAGCUGCUCUAUGUGGAGGUUCCGAGUGGGCCACCGUUUGUGAGCCUCGACGCCUCUCCGGAGUCAGUGGGAGGAGGCGACAACGUCGACGUAACCUGCACAGUGUUGGGGGAGCCGGAGGUGGACGUGAGCUUCACCUGGUCUUAUCCUGGUCAGGGCCGUCGGCCGGUUCACACCCACACGUCCUGGAGGCUGGUUAACAGAGGAAUAAGCCACACCACAAGGAUCUCCCAGAGUGUCCUGACUGUAGAAGACAUGGAGACCAUCGACUUUGGAAACUACAUCUGCAAAGCCAAGAACCGGAACGGCGAGACAAUCGUGACGACCAACAUCAUCUCCAAAUAGCCUCGGCAGCGGAGCCCGUGUUACGGUUGAGUGUGUUGCUGAGAUGUAAGAGGAACACACCAACCAGUGAGACCUGAUGAAAUCGACAUGUAUAUACAUCAAAAUGGGUGUAUUUUUAGAUUGCAGAUUAUGUGAUAACAUAAUAAAGAUUUGCUACAUCUUUUGUUGAAGAGUUCAUUCUCAAAACUGGACCCUUACUGUAUGUUUGCAGUUCACGUGACUGUAGGUUAGUGCAAAUCUGCAUGAAGCCAUGCACAGCCAUGCACAGUCUAACACAGAAGCCAAAGUGUGUGAGAUGUUUCACUCAUUUUUAGAGUGGCCAAAAGGUAGUUC
Molecule: messenger RNA, 3645 nt
Organism: Anarrhichthys ocellatus (wolf-eel)
Lineage: Eukaryota; Metazoa; Chordata; Actinopteri; Perciformes; Anarhichadidae
Gene: pdgfrl
Product: platelet-derived growth factor receptor-like
Exons: 7
Coding region: 2212-3312 (366 amino acids)
Source: RefSeq, a predicted model, not a curated record